Sesamum indicum (sesame) is the source of this 2343-nucleotide messenger RNA. RefSeq names its product TCP-1/cpn60 chaperonin family protein (gene CPN60BETA4). Gene Ontology annotation, biological process: protein refolding. NCBI's taxonomy places the organism in Eukaryota, Viridiplantae, Streptophyta, Magnoliopsida, Lamiales, Pedaliaceae. Gene Ontology annotation, molecular function: ATP-dependent protein folding chaperone; ATP binding. The record is from RefSeq and is a predicted model, not a curated record.
AAUGUAUAUAAAAUAUCUCUUUUGAGUCUUUUUUUACCAUCUUGUGAUCUGUGAAUAAGGCCAAAAAGCCCAAUACCAGCAUGAAAGAUAUUUUCCUCUCUCAGUUCUCUCUUAUCCUUGCCAAAACUGUCCACAAGACACCCUUUUAAAGCUUCAAACCAUAUGGUAAAACAGAUAUUUAGUUUGUCUCAAACUCUUCAUCUCACCAGACUGAAAAACCAGACAUGGGAUGUGCUUUCAACCCAUUACCUGCAAUUACCUUCAGCAACCAAUCACUGCCCACUACAAUUACAAGAAAGCCUUCAACUUCCAUUUUGAACCCAAGAGCUGUGGCUAAGGAACUCUACUUCAACCAUGAUGGUUCAGCCACUAGAAAGCUUCUGGCAGGGGUGAAUAAGGUGGCAGAGGUGAUUGGAGUGACUUUGGGUCCAAAGGGAAGGAAUGUGGUGUUGCAGAACAAAUAUGGACCUCCCAAGAUUGUCAAUGAUGGCGAAACCGUGCUUAAGGAGAUUGAGCUGGAGGACCCUCUGGAGAACGUAGGAGUGAAGUUGGUGAGGCAAGCUGGAGCUAGAACAAAUGAUCUUGCUGGUGAUGGUUGCACUACUUCUAUAGUGCUUGCUCAGGGUCUCAUUGCUGAGGGUGUUAAGGUCAUUGCGGCAGGUUUAAACCCAGUUCAGGUCUCACGAGGGAUUGACAAAACAGCUAGAGCUCUUAUUUCUGAACUCAAAUUGAUGUCCAAAGAGGUUGAGGACCAUGAACUAGCGGAUGUUGCUGCUGUUAGUGCUGGAAACGACUAUGUUUUGGGAAAUAUGAUUUCUUAUGCUCUUCAACAAGUGGGAAGAUGGGGAGUUGUCACCAUCGAGAAAGGGAACUAUGCUGAAAACAAUCUAGAGAUUGUUGAAGGAAUGCAGUUUGAUCGCGGAUACUUGUCUCCAUAUUUUGUAACUGAUCGACAAAAGAUGACAGUGGAGUUUCAUGAUUGCAAAUUGCUAUUGGUCGACAAAAAAAUCACAGAUCCAAGGGAGUUGUUUAAGAUAUUGGACAAUGCUGUCAAAGAAAAGUACCCCGUUGUUAUAGUUGCCGAGGGCAUCGAGCAGGAGGCUCUCGCUCCAGUAAUCAGGAACAAACUGAGGGGAGUGCUCAAGGCUGCAGCUAUCAAAGCUCCUGCCUUUGGUGAGCGCAAGAGCCAAUAUUUGGAAGAUAUUGCCGUCUUGACUGGAGGAACUGUAAUCAGGGACGAAAUGGGAUUGAAUCUUGAAAAUGCAAACAAGGAUAUGUUGGGCUCUGCUUCUAAAGUCGUAAUAACGAAGGAUUCCACAUUGAUAGUGACAGAUGGAAGCACUCAAGAGGCUGUCAAAAACAGAGUUUCUCAAAUGCAAAGGCUUGUUGAUAAUACAGUAGAAAAGUUUCAAAAGAAAAUUUUGAACGAAAGGAUAGCUAGGUUAUCAGGCGGUAUAGCAAUUCUCCAGGUGGGAGCACAAACAGUCGUUGAGUUAAAGGAUAAACAGCUCAGAGCUGAGGAUGCACUAAACGCAACUAAGGCAGCAAUCGAGGAAGGAGUAGUAGUUGGUGGAGGUUGUUGCCUCCUAAGGCUGUCUACGAAAAUUGAUAGUGUUCGAGAAGGUUUGGACAAUGAAGAGCAAAGAAUUGGAGCGGACAUUUUGAAAAGAGCUUUGGCAUAUCCGACGAGGCAGAUAGCCAAAAAUGCUGGUGUGAAUGGAAAUACUGUUAUUAAUAAGAUUCUGUCAUCAGACGACAUAAAUUUUGGUUACAAUGCUGCAAGAGACAGAUACGAGGAUCUGAUGGCCGCAGGAAUCCUGGAUCCUUCAAAGGUUGUUAGAUGUUGCUUGGAGCAUGCAGCAUCAGUGGCCAAGACGUUUUUGACAGCCGAUGCUGUUGUCAUCGAAAUCAAGGAACCAGUAUCCAAAGUACUAAGAAAACCUAUUCCAACCUCAGGUAUUGGACCCGUUAGCGUUUAGUUGACGAGCAAAGGAUGAAUCUCUACUCGUUCGGGCUGCCCACGACAACUUCACUGCCAUUUUCCUUGGGAGAUAUAUCAAUCCGCGGGCAAGAAACAGAAGAGACUCAUCAGCAUUGUGAUGCUGAUGACUGAUACAGUGCCUGGAGAAGCAGGUUUUAUGGCUGUUUGGCCAAAGUGUACAGACUCACUGAUGCAAGAUUUCUUAGGAGAAACAGAAUGGAUGAUCCAUACAGCACGAAAUACCAAGUACAUUAUGAAAUGAUUAUACUGGAUAUUGUAAUUUUUACUACUAAAUAUGAUCAUAUGGACUUCUAUAAAUCCUGCAAUCCGACAUCUAGAGAAUCAAAAUUUGAUUUCGUUUU